CCUCUACAAGUUGGCAAUAGUUUUUUCUUCCUUCUCGUUUCCAAUAAACCCCUUGACUACAGAUGUGAAGGAUUUCCAUGCAGCUAGCUCAUUUUCUUUCGGUUUGUUUUCAAAGUCGUCAUUACAAAGUAACUUUCUUAUCUGUGGGCUAGGGUACGGAAUUCGGGGAAAUGUCCAAGCGAGGAUAAAAGAAAAGGAAAAUUAAUCCGAGACGUAACCGAUUGGCCAAGCGGCUAACGAGCCAAUCAGUUGUGAAGAGGAAAGUAAAAUAAAUCAGCACCCAACAUUAAUAAAGUGCAGCGUAUUUUGAUCCAUCAUACCGAACCCUUGUCAAUUAGUGUUAUUAUUUUUUUAACCUGUCCCCAGUAGCACAUUAAGAACUCUAGUGAAACAAUUAUCAACUGCAUCAGAUAUUCUUCAAGUUGUAAUGUAUUGUCUUAAUAGACCAUUGUUAUUAUUAUUGUUUACUCUCAACCCGGAUUCAUUUCACCAACGCCAGCAUCUUUGUUUACAAUCAUUCCGUGGCAUGAUUGUGUUCCUUCAGCAGACAUUUGAGAUUGUGCUAAAUAAAACCUGAAGAAUAACUUGGUACUUUAGCCUCAUACAAACAAGAUCAUCACAACAGUUAACAGAAUUAAGAUUUUCGUCAGUGUGUGUGAAGUACGUAUUGUCAACACAUUAUAGAUCUUCACUAACUACAGUAUAAGUAUCUUAUAUAAGAGGACACUUAAUGAAUUAAAAUGCUCUGUGAUUUAGGGACACAAACUAUUGUAAGAUUUAAAUCGAACACAAAUGUGAAAAUAAAUCUGGCCAAGACUGUCACAUAACUCGAUAAGUGAAAAUAGUGAAGGUGCAGUGGUACAUAUGACAGAUUUGUAAACCUUCAUUCCAUAAAGCAAUACAACUUCACAAUGGAAGAGUGCACUCUGGACCAUCUUAAAAACUUUGAAGAAAAAUCUGAUCUUGUUAUACACAUUAGACUUCACUCUGAAGAGGAACCAAGUCAGAUAGCAGAGAGUCAUGAAACUCAAACACAGAAAGUUCAUAUUGUAUCGGAUGUUGAUGUUCGUACAAGAGAAAAACACCAAUGUUUCGAGUGUCUUAAAUAUUUUACAUCAGAAUCUGAUUUAUCAACACAUAUUCAAGGUCAUUCUAAUAAGGAAAAGCCAUUUGAGUGUUCCGAGUGUAAUAAAACAUAUGGAAGAAAAUCUCAUCUAACAAGACAUAAUAGAAUUCAUACUGGUGAAAAACCAUUCCAGUGUUUAAAGUGUCAUAAAGUCUUUGCUUGGAAAAAUCAACUGAAAGAACAUAUGAUAGUUCACACUGGACAAAAAUCAUUCAAGUGUUCAGAAUGUCACAGAAAUUUUACCCGGAAAAGUCAUCUUAAUUCUCAUAUGAAAGUUCAUACAGAUGAGAAAGCAUUCCAGUGUUCAGUGUGUGAAAAAUGUUUUGCAUGUGGAAGUCAGCUUAGAGAACAUAUGAGGAUUCAUACAAGAUAUAAAUCAUUCAUUUGCUCAGAAUGUUGUAAGGCCUUUCGAAAAAAAAGUCAUCUUAUUGCACAUAUGAAACUCCAUACAGAGGAGAGAUCAUUUCAGUGUUCAAUGUGUUCUAAGGCAUUUACAAGAAAAGAUAGCAUGGAGUUGCAUUUGAAAAUUCAUACUGGAGAGAAACCUUAUCAAUGUUCAGUGUGUUGUAAAACCUUUGCUUGGAAGAAGAGCAUGAUAUCACAUAAGACAAUUCACACAGGAGAGAAACCGUUUAACUGUUCAGUGUGUAUUAAAACCUUUGCAAGGAAGAGUGAUAUGGUUUCACAUAUGAAAAUUCAUACAGGGCAGAAACCAUAUCAGUGCUUAAAAUGUCAUAAAGGUUUUGCACAAAAAAAUGUUAUGAUAAGACAUAUGAAAAUUCAUACUGAUGAGAGGCCAUUUGAGUGUUUAGAGUGUAAUAAGGCAUUUACCUUUGAAAGUCGCUUAAAGGAUCACAUGACAGUUCACACAGGAGAGAAACCGUAUGUGUGUUGCGUGUGUUGUAAAGCCUUUUCAAGAAAAAGUGAUCUGAAUACCCAUUCAAAAAUCCAUACAGGAGAGAAGCCUUUUCAGUGUUCAGAAUGUAAUAAAGACUUUACCAAAAAAUCCGGUCUCAGAAGACACAAGGUAGUUCAUACAAAUGAAAAGCCAUUUAAGUGUUCAGAGUGUAUGAAAGACUUUAGUCAGAAAAAACUCUUAAUAUGUCACAUGAAAAAAUACCAUAAGAAGAACUUGUUGCUCACGUCCUCACAGAGCAAUUCUGAGAGUUGCCACAUUUCACAACAAGAUAUGAUACUGUCCUGCCAACAAACACAAGUGGACAACACAAGUACUGAGUCACCAGGGGAGCAGCAGCUGGCAAGUAGAGAACCAGUGAAGAUGGAGGCCAAACACAGUUCAGGUUCCAUCACUUAUAAAACAGAAGAUUUACCAGCUUCUUGGCCUACUAAGACAGAGUAUCAGGAAGAAUAUAUUUUUAUCAAAGAAGAAUUUUGAAACCACUUCUGUUUGGAAACUCAUGUAACAGGCCCCUUCACUAGUGCAUUUACAGAGGCUCGUCAUAUAAACAUUCCACAAAUCAUUACACUGAGAUACUUAUUUCAAUAAUGUUUUCUUGGAUUCCAUAGUAUGUUUACUAUUGCUAAUUUCCUUCUCGAAUGUAAACAAACAAAGGGGUGCCACACUGCACAAAACUUGGCGAGCCACUAUAAAUGCUCUAGUGACGGGGACAUUACAUUAUCUGUACAGUACAUGUAUAUUGUCAUGUUAUUCCGAGCUGAUGUUGACAGUAGUGAAUUAUGUAAUCGAUAAUGAUUUAAAAUAUUUUUAUACCUUCACUAAUAACAUUACUCAUUUAUGUGAUAGAGUAUUUGUAUUCUAGAUGAAGUCUUCUGUAUCCAAUGGGGCGGAUACUCAAAUCUACUAAUAAGUUACGCACACGGCAAUCUUAUAACUGACUUACAGCAUUCAAACUUACAACUGCUAACAAUAUUGUAACUCCCCCAUACUCAAAACUAUUUUGCAAUGUAAACAUUGCAGAGUAAGUCUUCAUGCAGGCCAGUUGGUUGGUUACGGUUACUCUUUCAAAACUUGACGACCAAUUACUGGUACAUGUUAAGGAUGUCAGCUAGCUUGAGGUUACGAGAUUUACAAACAAAAGGAGUUUAAAAAGCUGAAAAAAUAUGUACAAUUUCUUAUAAAAAAUAUCAUAUUUUACAUAACGAUUAAAAAACUAGUAGCACAGUUUAUAAUAAACAAAAUUAUGAAAAGUACAAAUGAUAAUAACAGUUGGGUCUGAGUCGGUACAGGGUAUGGCAUAUUUUUUUUUCUAUUGUAAAAAAGGUUAUAUUUCCACGCAUAGUUUAAAAAUUUGAAAUCGAGGAAACAUAGUAGAACUUCAACAAUUGUUCAUCACUUAUGUGAGGGUCCAAAAGGUCUCAGUACCUCCUUUCACGUUGCAAAGCUUGGUCAUUUAAAUAUACAUCAAUCAACUCCAUCUUGCCUGCCAAACAUAAACAAGCACAGUUACUGUUUACAAGAUAAUUUUUAACAGAUUAAAUUUUAUCUUUUAAUAUUAUUUCCAACUGAAAUAAUACAUGAAACUUAUAUUCUGCUGUCUUCUCUGAUAAAAGCAGCUUUAAUGAGAUUUAUCAUAGCUUGGAAGACACAUACUGUACUGUGUAAUCUGGAAAUACUGUACACAUGUACUACGUUAUAUCAGGGUUUAUUCCAUUACAGGAACUCCGAAGGUCCUCUUAAGUUAAAGCCUCCAGAUACAAUACGUGACUCACAAGAUGGCAGAUAUUUUUUUUAUAGUAUCACUACAGAGAGGACUUAGCUACCUCUAGGACCAAUUUACAGAGUCAACUGGGAAAUACUGCACGCACAAUUUUAUACAGUACUGUACGGUAAACAGUAUACUCUUUGAGUACAGGUAUCCGGCCACAGAACUUUAACUCAUUCCAUCUGUGUUGGUGGUUCAAGAACAACACUACUGUUCAGGGAAUAAGAAACUAAAAGAAAAUGUCCUGUUUAACCAAAUUAGAAUAAAGAAAUGUAAGAAAUCAUCUGAUUAAGCAGUGAUAAACAGGAUGAUAAAAGAAUAUGAAUUUUUUCAAACAAAUACUCUACAGCACAAUACAUGUACAAUAGAAUACAGUACUGUACAGUACUUUAAAAACUAGAAAUCACUACCGCAAUUAGGUAACAGUAAUGUAUAUAAUGUCUAAAUUAAGUUUACUUGAAGACAUUUUGUAAAUGGAUGUUUAACAUUACAGAUACAGUUCUUUUAUUUCAAGUAGAAUACAUAAGGCUGUCAGGUGCUUCCCCUGGAUUAGAUUAAAGUACUGUACUGUACUGUAAUGACUCACAUUUGGUAAGAUAUAUCUAACAGGUCAUAUAUCUGAAAUUUACAGCAGGAUACAAUUUCUUUAACCUUUCAAAGUUUGUUAAAUUUAGGCUCCAGCGUAUUCUUUGGGAAAUGUUCUUACUGUGUACAUGAUCGGUAUAAGUCUAUGUGCUGGCUUAUAAAAAUUGUGUACACUGUUGUCUCUUGUUCCUUGACCUCAACAUCCUAACAUGUGUUGGUGAAUGUAUCUUUAAAAAUAAAAGUUUUUCAUUAACC
Homarus americanus (American lobster) is the source of this 4650-nucleotide messenger RNA. Its product is annotated as gastrula zinc finger protein XlCGF57.1-like. The coding region runs from base 912 to 2522 and encodes 536 amino acids. The transcript is spliced from 3 exons. The record is from RefSeq and is a predicted model, not a curated record. Lineage: Eukaryota; Metazoa; Arthropoda; Malacostraca; Decapoda; Nephropidae.